AUGGGUCCUAAAUCUCCCAUCGUCGUCGCGAUGUUCUUUCUCAUCGUUUCCGUCGCCUUCGCCGCUUCUUCACAAUCUCCAUCAGCCAGUCCUAAAUCUGCACCACCAACGGCUAGCCGUAAAUUUAAUUCUCCAACCGUUUCUCCCAAAUUGGCACCGGAAACAGCAGCCGCCACCCCUACCGAGACCCCUGUCGUGUCUCCAACCGCUACCACACCUAUCUCCGAGGCACCCGUGGUUGAGGGUCCUGCAACUGAUGCCCAGUCACCACCGAGCCCACCCAUUGACGUCGGAUCACCAAUUGUAAACGCUCCUACACCCGCACCUACGCCUGGUCCUAGUGCGGAUCAAGAUGCAUCCGGUGCAUCGAAGGUUACAUUCUUUGGAGCCACAUUCUUCGUUGCCGGUCUAUUCUUCCUAUAG
Molecule: messenger RNA, 423 nt
Organism: Impatiens glandulifera
Lineage: Eukaryota; Viridiplantae; Streptophyta; Magnoliopsida; Ericales; Balsaminaceae
Product: lysine-rich arabinogalactan protein 19-like
Exons: 1
Coding region: 1-423 (140 amino acids)
Source: RefSeq, a predicted model, not a curated record